This is a messenger RNA of Protopterus annectens (West African lungfish), 1209 nucleotides long. It is a transcript of the gene FAM237B, whose product is annotated as family with sequence similarity 237 member B. NCBI's taxonomy places the organism in Eukaryota, Metazoa, Chordata, Ceratodontiformes, Protopteridae. The transcript is spliced from 2 exons. The record is from RefSeq and is a predicted model, not a curated record. Bases 6 to 434 code for a protein of 142 amino acids.
UUAAGAUGGAAGCCAUUGGUAGUCGAUGGUAUCUUCAACUGGCUUGCUUGCUGAUGAUGGGCACAGUUUGCGUGCAACCAAGUUUUUACAAAGGUAAUCCAAACAGUGCACACCCCUGGAGUGUAGAUGAGGCAAUCGAUCAUCAGUGCUGGGGGCGAUCAUCAUUCCGUCUCAUCGAGUUGAAGAAGUUAAAAGUAACCACAGUUAGAGAGCUUUGGGACUUCAUGCAGUUCCUUAAAGAAUCAGAGAAUCUCAAGUACCAAACCCUCUUCCUAGAUCUAGCCCAGCUUUUUUGGGAUAUGUAUGUAGACUGUGUAUUAUCAAGUACCCACGGACUGGGCAGAAGGCAAGCACUGCCCAUGAGAUAUGCUUUGAAAAACGCUCUGAAAACUUCAACAGAUGCUGUAGAUUUUGCACACAUUCUGCAGCUGUGAUGCUUACAGAAGACUGAAAAUGAAGAUGCCCUACGUCAGUCACUUCUACAGAGCUAUGCCAUCAUCUAAGGAAUGUUGUCUGCUGUGAUGGAGAAAAGAAACUCAUAUAUACAGUAUGCUGUUAGUCAUGUGAAAAUAGAUUAAUGUAUGCUGUCUUAAAGUAUCCAUAUCAACACUGCACAGUUAACCAGACAUUCACUAUACCAUAGUUGCUAUCUAAAUGCUGGCAAAUCAAGAAUGAUAUUUACUGUGAAUGUGUAAAUGAAAUGUAAUGUUAAAAUCUGAGUUUUCUGUAUCUUGGAACAUCCUUAAUGUUCUCUCAGGUUAGCCUGCAAAUUCAAAAAUACACAUAUAUAUUUAUAACUGAGCUAGUUGCAGACAAUUUUCUGUGGAUAGCAAUGCUUUAUAAUCUUUUCAAAGCCUUCAGCAGAACCAAUGUAUUUUUAUAACUUAUCUAAUGCAAAAGUAGCAAGUAUAUUUUGUACAAAAGUUUGCAUGUAGCAGCUUCCUUUUCUAUAACUUAUGAACAUAGUAACUCAGUUAUGUAGGUUCGGUCAGCAAGAAUUCACAGAUACUGUAUAUUAUUCUGUUAAACAAAUCUGUCCUUAAACAUACCAUGACAGAUGGAUCUGUGCUGCUUUUUCACAAUGUAUUUUGGCAAAGCACCUUGUUAUAUAGAUAUAUACAACAAUAAAAUUAUUUUUUCUAUGCAAUAACUAUAGCAUUAUCAUUUUGAAUAAAACUCAUAUACAUACACCCUGCAAGUACAAUUAAA